Molecule: messenger RNA, 1020 nt
Organism: Astyanax mexicanus (Mexican tetra)
Lineage: Eukaryota; Metazoa; Chordata; Actinopteri; Characiformes; Acestrorhamphidae
Product: protein SPO16 homolog
Exons: 5
Coding region: 220-723 (167 amino acids)
Biological process (GO): synaptonemal complex assembly; reciprocal meiotic recombination
Cellular component (GO): chromosome
Source: RefSeq, a predicted model, not a curated record
UAUCCUGCUUUUUACAGGCAGGUUAGAUUUAUAGAGUCAAAGCGCAGUCAGUUUAUAUACGUGAUAUACGUGACUGAUGAAGUUAAAUUUACCACAGAAGAUUAAAGAGAUUAUGGAAUGAUAUUUAAUACAGAGAGACACACAUACUGCUAAAUUAAGCUAAGAAAAGCUAAGCUAGUUAACAGUAGAGGGGUUUAUCUUAUUGCUUAUGAUAAAACAAUGAGCUCCUGGAAGACCACUGUUAUUGUCAGCACCUCGCUUCAGAAUCAUGAAGCUUUAUGGAUGAUCUUGUCACAGCAGCACAGACUUCGAUUUUCAGACAGUGUUGAACAUGGAGCAUUGGUGUUUCCUCUCUCAGGAACAGCAUUCAUGCUCAUCACUCCAGAGGAGUUCCCAGAGAAGUCAGAGAGCUCAAAGUUCUUUAAUCGGAUUGAAAAGUUCGUACAGGUCCAUAGAAACAGCUUCCUCUUGCUUCAGUCCCCAGUAUACGGUGCAAGGGAAUGGGAGAUUGUGUCCACGGUGCAGAAGAGAUUCUUUGGCAGCAAUCUGAAGGUUUUACCCCUCCACAGUAAUGUUGACAUUGUGAAGGCAUUACUAACCAUUGCUAAAGCCACCAGCAAGCCUUUAGUGGACAGCAUACGAGAGCGCAUGGCUUUAGCUCGAGCUCAGAUCAUCGAACGAAGCCCAGUGUGGGAGGUACUGGGUCACAUGCAGCUACAAUAAGAAUGUUUAUUUUGUAUAAUAUAAAGCCACUUAUAUUUUUAUGACAGUUUGAUGUUGGCUUAAUAUUUUAUUAAGUUUAUACAGUAGAAUUGUUCAGUACAAGUAACAAAGAUGUACUAAUUAAUAUCUACAGCAUAUAUUGCUAUAUGUUAUAUGUAUAAGUAUUCACAGUUUGCAGUUUCUUGAUACAGUGCAUACAGUAAGUGUCAUGUAAAAACAUAUUUACUUACUUAAUAUAAAUGCAAAUGUAUGCAAAAGUGUUAGUACAAGAUUACUAAAUAAGAAAAAUGCCUUUCA